Messenger RNA from Punica granatum (pomegranate), 1646 nucleotides. Lineage: Eukaryota; Viridiplantae; Streptophyta; Magnoliopsida; Myrtales; Lythraceae. The record is from RefSeq and is a predicted model, not a curated record.
GCCUGGCAGUAUGGUUUAUAUUCGGGGAGGAACACGAACACGACCAAGCAGCAGAGCCCCUCCCCGGAUCACUCAACUUAGAAGCAGAGCGGAGAGAAGGAUCAGAAGUCUUGACAAUGGAGAGCGGCGAGCUGGCAGCCCACGAUGGGAGGGUCCAUGUCGAGGAGCAGCUGGACAUCGAAGUCCCUGAAACCGCUCAUCAGAUUAGCAGCGACUCGUGGCUCCAAGCAGGUUUCGUCCUCACCACGGGACUAAACAGCGCGUUCGUCCUCGGAUACUCCGGGACGAUCAUGGUCCCUCUCGGGUGGGCUCCAGGUGGUGUCGGACUGCUUGCUGCAGCAGCCAUCUCGCUCUAUGCGAACAUGCUCCUUGCGAAACUGCACUUGCAUGGUGGAAAGAGGCACAUCAGAUACAGGGAUCUCGCAGGACACAUAUAUGGUAGGAGAGCUUAUUUUCUAACAUGGGGGUUGCAGUAUGUUAAUCUUUUCAUGAUCAACGCAGGCUUCAUUAUUUUGGGCGGUUGUGCUCUGAAGGCAGUCUACGUUCUUUUUCAAGAUGACAACACCAUGAAGCUCCCUUACUUCAUAGCAAUAACUGGAUUUGUCUGUGUGAUGUUUGCGAUCGGCGUACCUCAUUUGUCGGCCCUGAGGAUUUGGCUCGGAAUCUCGACUCUCUUGAGUUUGGUCUAUCUUGUUAUAACUUUUGUUCUCACCAUAAAAGAUGGAAUCAACGCUCCCCCGAGGGACUAUAGUAUCCCGGGAACAAGGACCGGCAAGAUCUUUUCGACAAUAGGUGCUUGCGCAAAUCUCGUAUUUGUAUACAAUUCUGGAAUGCUCCCUGAGAUACAGGCAACGAUACGAGAACCUGUUGUGAAGAACAUGCUAAAGGCUCUCUACUUACAAUUCACAAUCGGGGCUAUACCGAUGUACGCAGUUAUAUUCGCAGGCUAUUGGGCCUACGGGUCUUCGACCUCAACCUAUCUCCUCAGCAGCGUAAGCGGACCCGUCUGGCUCAAAACCGUUGCAAACAUCACAGCCUUCCUGCAAACUGUUAUCUCCUUACAUAUAUUUGCGAGCCCAAUGUAUGAGUACAUGGACACAAGGUGCAAGAUCAAAGGAAGCGAUUUGAAGCCGAAGAACCUCUCAUUCAGGAUCCUCUUCAGGGGUGGGUACCUCGCGAUCAACACCCUCAUGGCGGCCCUCCUGCCCUUCCUCGGGGAUAUUCAGAGCCUCACAGGGGCAAUCAGCACGAUCCCCCUUACCUUCAUACUCGCAAACCACAUGUACCUCAUGGUCAAGAACAACAAGCUUAACUCACUACAGAAGUCAUGGCAUUGGCUCAACGUCUGCUUCUUCGGGCUUAUGUCCGUUGCUGCAGCUGUUGCCGCGCUCUGGCUCAUUGCUGUGCACUCCAAGGAUUACAAUGUCUUCGCCGAUUUGUAAUGAGUUUUUCUCUUCUUCUCUUUUAAUUUUUGUUUAAUUGUCUAUGUUACCUUGAAAAAGGGCAAAAGAAAAAGGAAAAAAAAUGUACCUUGCUCAUGUGAUGUUACAUGUUCAUCAUCAAAUCCCUGUAGAUUUUUUUUUGUCGUGAAAAAUGUUAAAUGUUUUUUAUGGUGUGAAAUAAUAGAUUAAAAUUCUUUCUCUAAA